Molecule: messenger RNA, 2571 nt
Organism: Fundulus heteroclitus (mummichog)
Lineage: Eukaryota; Metazoa; Chordata; Actinopteri; Cyprinodontiformes; Fundulidae
Product: melanopsin-A
Exons: 9
Coding region: 662-2335 (557 amino acids)
Biological process (GO): G protein-coupled receptor signaling pathway
Cellular component (GO): membrane
Molecular function (GO): G protein-coupled receptor activity
Source: RefSeq, a predicted model, not a curated record
UAUAUUACAUGACAGCGGGGGUGGGAGGCAGAGUGAUGUGCGAAAGACAGAGUGAACUGCAUCCCAGAGCAACAUGGGACAGUGAAGGAGAUGGAAAGAUAGAAAGAGAUGAGAGGUUGGAGCAUGGAAUACAACUGGUGGUGAUGGCUGAAGAGGUUGCCGGCAAAUGCUGAGCGGACUGACAGUGACAUUGUGGAGCGAGGGUGGGAUUUAUUGUGCCGGAACGACAUAAUCAUUUCAAUUCUCCCAGUAAUAACAGGAAAUACUUGAGAACCACAGGUGGAAGAUCGGCUUUGGAACUACGGCGCAAAAAGAGAAUGAAAAAGUGGACGCUGAAGAUUUGGAGAGCAUCUGGACAUCAUUUCACGUUUGGUAGCCAAUAUAGUGCAGAAAACCGUGCUCACUUUUCUAUCUAAGACUCAGUUACAUUUGCAAUUUUUUUUGAAAGUGCUGCGCAGAUUAAUUAGCAUGAGAACAAUGUGUGGGAUCUAAAAAAAAUAAUUGAUAAAGUUAAAUUCAAAAACCUGUGACAUCAAGAUGCUAUACAUCACCACCGAUGGUACAGUAAUGGAGGCUCGACACUGGCAGAAAGGAUGGGAUUACCAGUCGGUACAACUAAUGCAUACCGCCAGGUUGGAAAUCCUGCCAAGAUGUUUGAAUCAUGUGGCCCACUGACAGCAUGGAGCCGGCGAUAGCACCCAGCAAGAGAAGCUUGUUCAGCAAGGUGGAUGUGCCCGACCACGCUCACUAUGUCUUCGCUGUCUUUGUCUUUGUUAUUGGGGCACUCGGCAUCACUGGGAACGCCCUGGUUAUGUUUGCUUUCUACAGCAACAAAAAGCUGCGUAAGCUGCCUAACUACUUCAUCAUGAACUUGGCGGUGAGCGACUUCCUCAUGGCUUUCACACAGUCUCCCAUCUUCUUCAUCAACUGCCUCUACAAAGAAUGGAUGUUUGGAGACAUGGGAUGUAAGAUCUAUGCUUUCUGUGGUGCCCUUUUUGGCAUUUCUUCCAUGAUAAACCUUCUGGCCAUCUCGAUUGAACGGUAUCUGGUGAUCACCAAACCACUGCAGACCAUGCAUUGGAGCUCCAAACGGAGAACAAUUUUUGCCAUCUUUCUCAUCUGGUUUUAUUCUUUGGCUUGGAGUCUGGCUCCUCUUGUUGGCUGGAGCUCCUAUAUCCCAGAGGGCCUGAUGACAUCUUGCACAUGGGAUUAUGUUACAUAUACAGCAGCUAACAGAAGCUACACCAUGAUGCUCUGCUGUUUUGUCUUCUUUAUCCCACUUGGAAUCAUCUUUUACUGCUAUCUUCGAAUGUUUCUUUCUAUACGAAAGACUGGAAGGGAGGUUGAGCGUUUGGGCACUCAGGUCAGAAAAAGCACUCUUAUCCAACAGAAGUCCAUCAGGAGUGAGUGGAAACUGGCAAAGAUCGCCUUUGUUGUCAUUGUGGUGUAUGUACUCUCCUGGUCACCGUACGCCUGUGUCACAUUGAUUUCCUGGGCUGGUCAUGCCAACAUAUUGUCUCCAUACUCCAAGGCUGUCCCUGCAGUCAUUGCAAAGGCCUCCACAAUCUAUAACCCAAUUAUCUACGCCAUCAUACACAACAAAUACAGGAUGACUCUGGCAGAAAAAGUGCCCUGUCUGUGGUUUUUGUUUCCGGCUCCCAGGAAGGAAUGCCUGUCCUACUCCAUCAGCGAUUCCUCUCUCAGGGACUCCAUCAUCAGUAGACAGUCCAACACUUCCCGGACUCAUUUCCUCAACGCUUUGCCCAACCGCAUCGAUAUGGUAUUGAAGGAUGUGGAGCUGGAACAUCUUCAGAGGAAGUCAGGAGACUCCUUCAAAAGCAUGUCAUCAUACAGGCAGUCAUACAGAGGCAGGUCCUAUAAGAGGCCAUCUGAGCAGAAGGUAUUUAACAAGUACACACCAGCGAAGCAACCACCUGCUAUGAGUGACCCACUGAGGACCCACAACCAUGACCUGGUUUCCAGCUCUCUGACCAUCGCCACUCUGCCGUUACUUGUUCUCACCAGGAGGCGGAGUGAGAGUUUGACCGAUGAGAUUUUACACACAUACAACGAGAAAAGUGACGUCAGAGAUCGGCUAAACAGCCAGAAGAGCAGCUCUUUUGAUUCCCUGAAUCUCGGGAAUAAACCCUUUGCUGAUCCCAGGUCGCCUCAGAGCAUUCCUCGCAUAAUUGUUAUCAGUCCGACCUCUGAAAGCGGCAUCAUCAAUCAAGAUGGCGUCCGAUUAGAAGACAGCAUCGAGGCAAUGGACAGCAACGUUUUUGUUAGUCUAAACUUCUCAACGGAAGUAUUUGAGGCAGUGAAACUACUCUCUUGACCACAUGGAUAUAUACAUGUUUAAUUUUGGACUAAAAGACAAUCAAAUGGACAGAGGUCAAGUUCCUAUCCUUUUUUCCCAGCGUGUUGAACUGUGAUCUCUCCUUUGCCACCGAAACGGCAGAGCAUAAGAAAUUUGGGAAAUUAAACAAAGUAUACCGUUUCUUGUGUAAAGUUCUCUUUGGCUGGGAAAGAUGUACCUAUAAAGGGUUGCUGCAUGUUUUCUCACAAAAAAAA